AUGGUUGCGAACAACAACUCCCCUCAGGGUCAACGACACGAAGGCAGCCAAAAUGCCGCGACCAAGGUAAUGAACGAUAAGCCAACCAGCCAGUCACAAAUUAUGGACAAAAAGCAGUUUUUCAUCUUUGGUCACAACAUUUCUCAUUCCCUAUCGCCAACCCUGCACAAUGCCGGUUUCCGGGAAGUUGGCUUUCCACAUCACUACCAGAUUCACGAGAGUGAAAACGUCGAUCAAACAGUGGAGCAAAUCAUCAGUCGCCCAGACUUUGGCGGUGCAUCAGUUACAUUCCCUCACAAGUUGCAAAUCGGCAAACUCUUGGAUUCUGCCUCAGAACAAGGGCAGAAUAUUGGUGCUAUAAACACUGUUAUUGUGAAAGAGGCACAUGGGCGACGAGUCCUGCAUGGCGAUAAUACAGACUGGAUUGGCAUCAGAAGGUGUAUCCUAAAGUCUGAACGUCGGGACUUUACAUCAUCGUCGGCACUCGUUCUUGGCGCUGGAGGUGCUGCUAAAGCGGCUUGCUACGCUAUCCAAACACUUGGGUUUCGUGAACUCAUUGUCGUCAACAGGACCUUAUCCAAGGCCGAGGAGUUAGCAUCCAGGUUCUCAGAAUUAAAAACACGUGUCUUUGCUUCAUUAGAGGAAGCCGAGAAAGCUGGAGAUGCCGACAUUCGCCUCAUCGUGGCGUGUAUACCUGCUGAUGAUUUGGGAGAAGACAAGAUUCCUGUUGGCUUAUUCUCAAGACCCGGACAAGGAGUGUUAGUGGAGAUGGCGUAUAGGCCUCAAGUGACGGGAAUGAUGACAGUGGCUCAACGACACUCACAGUGGGAUGUGUAUAGGGGUGUUGACGUCCUCGAGGAGCAGGCGUAUGCACAAUUCGAACUGUGGACAGGCAAACAGGCUCCGGUAGAGGUAAUGCGGAGUGCUAUGCAGGCGAGGGUAGCAGGUGUUUAG
Fusarium venenatum is the source of this 954-nucleotide messenger RNA. The record is from RefSeq and is a predicted model, not a curated record. Lineage: Eukaryota; Fungi; Ascomycota; Sordariomycetes; Hypocreales; Nectriaceae.